Molecule: messenger RNA, 4015 nt
Organism: Limulus polyphemus (Atlantic horseshoe crab)
Lineage: Eukaryota; Metazoa; Arthropoda; Merostomata; Xiphosura; Limulidae
Product: ribosomal protein S6 kinase alpha-5-like
Exons: 15
Coding region: 206-2833 (875 amino acids)
Biological process (GO): regulation of DNA-templated transcription; protein phosphorylation; intracellular signal transduction
Molecular function (GO): ATP binding; magnesium ion binding; protein serine/threonine kinase activity
Source: RefSeq, a predicted model, not a curated record
CCUACCAACCAGCUGGCUUGUUCACGUGGCAGAAUCAACUCUCUCGGCAACGGUUGUUAUUCCAGCCUUCCAACUACUGAUCCUAUCUGCAGACGAUCGCUUACAAGUCACGUGGACCAUGCGAAUAAUGAUAAUUUUACCUUGUGAUGCAUUUGACAGCUUAAUCAAGGGACUAUUUUAAUAUCGCAUAAUAUAUGUGAAAAACAUGGUUCAAGUAGUAAACUUGACAGGUUCAGACAGGGUGGACAUUUCCAAUUUUGAACUGCUCAAAGUAUUAGGAAAAGGAGCUUAUGGAAAGGUUUUCCUAGUCAGAAAAGUAGGAGGUCAAGAUCAUGGAAAGCUAUAUGCCAUGAAAGUGUUGAAGAAAGCAGCCAUAGUACAAAAACAAAAGACACUUGAGCAUACGAAAACAGAACGUCAGGUUUUGGAGUCCAUUCGUCAGUCUCCAUUUCUUGUUACUCUGCACUAUGCUUUUCAGACUGAUGCAAAACUUCACCUGAUACUUGAUUAUGUAAGUGGGGGUGAUUUGUUCACACACUUGUAUCAAAGGCAGCGUUUUACAGAAAAGGAAGUCAGGUUUUACAUCGGGGAGAUUAUUUUAGCUUUAGAACACCUUCAUCGACUUGGCAUUAUCUAUCGAGAUAUAAAGCUUGAAAACAUUCUUCUAGAUGCUCAAGGACAUGUAGUACUAACUGAUUUUGGUCUUAGUAAAGAAUUUCUGCCUCAUGAAACAAUUCAUAGAACAUAUUCUUAUUGUGGAACAAUAGAAUAUAUGGCUCCAGAGGUUGUGAGAGGUGGAAGAUAUGGGCAUGAUUUUAGUGUUGAUUGGUGGAGUGUUGGUGUGCUAUUUUAUGAACUUCUGACAGGAAAUUCCCCAUUCACCCCUCAAGGAGACCAAAAUUCUCAGUUGGAAAUAUCUAAAAGAAUACUUUACUCACAACCACCGCAACCAGAACAAUGUUCCUCAGCUGUAAAAGAUUUUAUUCACCGUGUUUUGAUGAAAAAUCCAAGGAAACGACUUGGAGGAGGACCAGAUGAUGCUCUGGAACUCAAAAGACACAGGUUUUUCAGAGAUUUAAACUGGGAUGAACUCUCAAAAAAACAAGUACCUGCUCCUUUUGUUCCCAGAAUAUGUGGAGAACUUGAUGUAAGUAAUUUUGCUGAAGAAUUUACAUCAAUGGUUGCUGCAGAUUCACCAGCCAUAAUUCCCCCAAAUGAGGAAAAAAUAUUCAAGGGUUACUCCUAUGUUGCUCCAUCUGUGAUGUUCACUGAGAAUGUGAUUAGUGAUGACCUACUUUGUAGAUCAAUUGAGAACAAACCUAGUGUAUCACAACUUUUAGCUGCAAAGUUCAAGAACUCGCCAUUCUACCAAAAGUAUGAAGUAGUUAUUAAGGAAGGUCUGUUUAUCUUUUUUCUUUGCAGGAAAUGUAUUCAUAAACAGACAGGGAAUCAUUAUGCUGUGAAGAUUAUCAGUAGAAAGGUUGACAGUGAUAAAGAAGUUAGUCUACUGCAGUAUUGUCAAGGCCAUCCAAACAUAGUCAAUUUCCAUGAAGUAUACCAUGAUGAAGUUCACACUUUUGUUGUACUUGAGCUUUUGAAAGGAGGUGAAUUGUUGGCAAGGAUUCGACAGAAAGCAAGGUUUACAGAAAAAGAAGCAGGUCACAUAUUCCGAAAACUAGUCUCUGCUGUUCAUUUCAUGCAUUCUCGAGGAGUGGUUCAUAGGGAUCUGAAGCCAGAGAAUCUCCUUUUUACAAAUCAAAGUGAUGAAGCAGAGAUUAAGAUAGUGGACUUUGGAUUUGCUCGUCUAAAACCAAUGACAUGUGAUCAACCAAUGCAGUCACCCUGUUUCACCUUAAACUAUGCUGCCCCUGAAGUUUUAAAACAUGCAGUAGUGGCCUCUGCUGGAAGUGGAGAUGGGUAUGAUGAAUCUUGUGACUUGUGGAGCCUUGGAGUGAUUUUGUACACAAUGCUUUCGGGCAAAGCACCAUUCCAGUCUUAUAGUCGAGAAGCUAGUUCAGCAGUAAUCAUGCAACGAAUUCGAGAAGGAGAAUUUUCCUUUUCUUACUCUGCUUGGAAUAUGGUUUCUCAGCAGGCAAAGGAUGUAAUAAAAGGACUUCUUACAGUGAACCCUAAAAAACGCUUUACCAUGAAGGAUCUUCUGGCACAUUCAUGGGUAUUUGACCAGAGUCAUUGCAAUGUGUUUGAAACCCCAUUAAUGACACCUAGCAUUCUCAGCUCAUUGCCUUCUCCACGUGUUGCAGACACUGCACUUAGAGCAACAUUUGAUGCUUUCCAUAUGGCCACUCGUAAAGGAUUCUGUCUUCUAGAUGUGUCUGCAGCUCCUCUUGCUCAGAGAAGAAAGCGAAAGAAAAGUUCUACAGAUGCUCGAAGCAGCUCCAUGAGUAGUGACUCCAGUCAGGCCUCCUUUACAAGUGGUCCUCAAACUAGUACUUCCUCCCAAGUGUCUCCUCCUACCAAAACAACAGAAACUAUCAAGACUUACAGGUUUGUUCCUCAUAGAGAAAACUCUCUUAAUAGUGUUUUUACUUAUCCAGACCCCAAGGUAACAACAAACCUCUCUGGGUCUUCUUUUAAAGCAGACUCACCUACAGGUCCUAGCCAGGAACACAUUCUAACUAAAAGGGCUAAUAAAGAUGAAUUUACUUUGAAGGUUGUAGGUCAUCAAGGACCCAUUACCAGGUCUAAAGCAAAAUCUCAAAAGCAACAAAGUGAAGAUGACUGUUUUGUUCUUAAAGAAAGAAAAGCUUCUUCAACAACUGUAAGCAAGAGGCAAGAAAAACGAGCCCGUCUUGAAACUAUUGUUUUAGAUUAAUGUAGCUUGUAUAACAGUUUACUAUAUAUAUACAUAUAAAGCAUAUUAUCAUGGUACACUGAUUUUUUUUUUUUUAAUGUCAGAGAAGUUAUACUGUUUGCCUCAUACACCAUGUGCCUUUUUACUUGUUUAAAAAGCAUAUUGUCAAUGCUUAAGGGUCCAUUGUUUUGAUCAAAGUUGCCAUAAGUCCAAAGAGCAGUUUGUAAAUCAUUCAGAAUGUUGGUAAGGAAACCUUUCAAAUGAAAAUAAUAUAUUAAUUAUUUCAAAUAUCAAUUUUAUUAGUAACAGAAUUAAAUUUGCCUCCUGCUUCACUUCAAUAUUAUAUAUAUCACAUUAUAUAACAUACUUAACUCCGUAUUUGUGAAAUGCAUAUACUGCUGUUUCAUGGUCCAUAGUUUGCUGGAAUAUGUUUUUAUGGAUUACUGACAUAUUUCAUUUGUGGUAUUUAUCAAAAAUUACAGCUUAUAUUUUGGUUUAGCUCUUAUCAACACACAUUAAAGUGUUAAAAUAUACAGAUUCUUUUUGGAAUUCGUGGAUAUUUCAUCUUAAGUUACAUCAUCAAUUACCACUUUCCAUCUCUGUUUCAAACAUUUAAUGAAGUAUCCAAACAAUAUUUCAGUUGCACAAGUGUCUCCAGACAGGAGUUUCAAAUGCAGUUAAUAAACUUAAAAUAAGACCCAAAAACUCGAGCGCUUUCGAAUAGUUGACUAUUCUUCUUCAAAAAGAAGAAUAUUCAACUAUUCGAAAAUGCUCGAGUUUUGGGUCUUAUAUUAAGUUUAUUACACCUUAUAUGUGAUCCUUUGUGUUAACUCUAUCAUCAAGAAAUGCAGUUAAUAUAUAUAUGUAUAUAUAAAUAGUGUUAUGUGUAACCUUACUGUUAAUUAGAUAUGGCUGAAGACUAUUAUCAGUGUAAAACAAAGGUGUAUUAUUCAAUUAUCAUUAUCACAGGUAUUCAGCAUGUGAAUAAUCAUCUAUUGGUGACAUAUGCAUCCAGUGUUGAACCUAAAUUAAUCAUGAUCAGUCCUAAAGCUCAAAGUAGUUUGCCCAAAAUUAGUUUAAUUGCUGCACUUGAAACUCAGGUAUUUUAUGAUAAAUUUAAACAUGUAACAACAAGAAGAAGUGUAUUUUAUUGAGUAUAUAAAGCAUUAAAACUAUUAGGAAACUCAUAAACAAAAAUAGAAA